GCUGGUUUCACUAUUGUCAAGCAGUACGAAGAAAUAUUGCUACAAAACACAAGAAUCUGGCGGAAUUUAUUAGGCAAAACCGAAAAGCAUCUAUAUCUUACCACAAAAUAUUGUCACUCCCAUUAUUACCGGAGACACACAUUGUUAAUUGCUUUUCCAUCAUCAAAGAAGAAAUUGCCACUUUCGACCACUUGUUUAAAUUUGAAUCUUUUUCAAAAUACUUUGAAGAGCAAUGGCUAAAAAAAUUGGUCCAAGAAAUCUUUCGGUCUUUGGAAAUAAGAUCCGUACAACAUCAGCUGUAGAAUCGUAUAAUGCUGUGCUUGCCAAAAUAAUCCCUAAAAAAGGGAAUUUUUUCAAAUUUGUGGGGCAGUUACAAAUGGAGGAGGAUCGCAAGAGUAGGGAAUUAGAAUUGGUUAUCAACAGCGGUGGUGCUUUAGGGAAACCAAAAAGAAAAACAAAGGAAAACGUUGUGAGAGCAAAUUUAAUUGCUAAAGCGGAGACGGACCUGUUUAAUGGAAUCAUAACCGCUACGAGUUUCUUGGAUAGAAUGGUCUUCUCUGGAAAAAAAAUAGUAACUGAUAUGGAGCCCUUUGAAGACAUAUUCGAAGGUUUAGAAUAUAUGGAAGAAGAAUCUGAAGUCGAAGAAGAAUCCAAUGCCACGGAAGAAGGUGCAGCAAAUCCUCCACUUAUAUGCAUAAUUUUGACUGCACAUCUAAAAUAA
Molecule: messenger RNA, 721 nt
Organism: Bactrocera neohumeralis
Lineage: Eukaryota; Metazoa; Arthropoda; Insecta; Diptera; Tephritidae
Exons: 3
Coding region: 233-721 (162 amino acids)
Source: RefSeq, a predicted model, not a curated record